AUGACUGUACCUGAGAAGAAGAGAGGUCAAUCGACCAUAGAAUCGUUUUUUAAAAAUACUCCUGUUAAAAGGGCCAAAGUUACUGUGUCUAAGGAGGAAACUAUCGCUAUAAGUAAGAUAAGGAAUGAAAGUGCUGUUACAGUUGGGGUGGGGUCAAAAAUAGUAAACAAGGGUAUGGACAAAAAAUCAUUUAAGGGCUCAUGCAGCAGUAUGCUUUUGAAUUUAUUACAAUUAGAAAUCGAUACAAUUGAAGAUAGUUGGUUUGAAAGACUCUCUCAUGAAUUCAAAAAGCCAUACUUCAUCCAACUUAAGAAGUUCAUUGAUGGUGAACAAUCCAAGAGUACUGUGUUUCCACCUGCAGAUGAUAUAUAUUCGUGGAGCAGGCUAACCCCAUUUAGGCAGGUGAAGGUUGUUAUCAUCGGCCAAGACCCUUAUCAUAAUUACAACCAGGCACAUGGUUUAGCAUUUAGUGUGAAAAGUCCAACUCCUGCCCCUCCUUCACUGAAGAACAUUUACAAAGAGUUGAAAAAUGAGUAUCCUGACUAUGAGAUCGAUAAUAACGUAGGUGACUUGACACCAUGGGCCAAACAAGGUGUAUUAUUAUUGAAUACAGCGUUAACGGUAAAAGCACACAAUGCUAAUUCUCAUUCAAAAGCAGGUUGGUCAGAUUUUACCAAAGAGGUAGUCCAAACUCUAAUUAAUGAUAGGAUCGAGUCUAAAGAACCAAUAGCGUUUUUAUUGUGGGGAAACAACGCGAUUAGAUUAGUUGAAACAAUUCUAACUGAAUCACGUAAGAUUAAUAAAAGUAAUCUACCAGACAAUUUUAAGUUGUUAAAAUCAGUCCAUCCAUCUCCUUUGAGUGCAAGCAGGGGCUUUUUUGGGACACAGCAUUUUAAACAGAUUAAUGACUGGUUGUACACUGAACAAAAGACAGAUAUGAUAGAUUGGAGUGUCGUGCCUGGUUCAAAAUUGGCAGGCAUCAAGAAGUAUUGUAACAUGCAUUAA
Molecule: messenger RNA, 1005 nt
Organism: Tetrapisispora phaffii CBS 4417
Lineage: Eukaryota; Fungi; Ascomycota; Saccharomycetes; Saccharomycetales; Saccharomycetaceae
Gene: UNG1
Product: uracil-DNA glycosylase
Exons: 1
Coding region: 1-1005 (334 amino acids)
Biological process (GO): base-excision repair, AP site formation via deaminated base removal; base-excision repair
Cellular component (GO): nucleus; mitochondrion
Molecular function (GO): uracil DNA N-glycosylase activity
Source: RefSeq, a predicted model, not a curated record